This is a messenger RNA of Ectocarpus sp. CCAP 1310/34, 3258 nucleotides long. The record is from the annotation of a GenBank genome assembly. Lineage: Eukaryota; Phaeophyceae; Ectocarpales; Ectocarpaceae.
CCUACCUAUGACCUAUGGGCCCUGAGCCGUUCACGAGUGCUACCCGCAUCAUACCACCUAUGCCAACACACCAGACCGAGCACAAAGCACUCACCAACACACCUGCAAACGUGCUGCCAAUAAAUUCUGCUUCCUGAGAAAGCAGCUGCUGCUGCCGAGAGGUCAGCAGCAACUUGUACUCGGACCAACAUGGCGGCACCCCGGGCGAGGCCGCCGCGGAGACGCGGCGGCGGCUCGAGCAACUCCGUGAACAUCACAAGCCGCUUGGUGAUGGCCUUGAUCGCUUUCCUGUCGAUCUUCUACCUCUACUUGUCCCACGUCGAGGUCACACGCCACGAUAUCUCCAGGUCCAGCCCUCACCCGUUCCCUGGGCAGAGCUUCGACACCGACGGUAACUACGACGAUGAAGACCCAAGGCAGCACGAGCCGGAAGUGUUGCGCCAACCGAACCACCCCGCGGAGGGCCCAAUGGACUACAUCCCGCUGCAGUGCGACGGGGGGAAGCCGGACGUGGACUUGUCUUACUGGAAGGACAUUCCGCUGGACAAGGCAUACGAGAGUCCGUGGGGGGCCAGCGCCCGUAAGGCGCAGGAGGAGGGGAGACCGCAGUACGUCACCUUUGAGCCCGACCACGGGGGAUUCAACAACAUCAGAAUGGCCAUGGAGGUGAUGCUGGUCUUCGCUAGAGCAACCGGGCGCACGCUGGUCAUGCCACUGGCGCAGAAGUUCUACCUGCUGAACAGGCCGGCGGUGGAAUUCGCGGACAUGUUCCCCAUAGAGUACCUCUCGGACUACAUGGACGUGAUCACCAUGGAGGAAUUCUUGAAGAAGGAGGGGCUCACGGGCCGACUGGGAAAGGCACCCCCUGGAAACAAAAGCUCAGGGCACAGCAAGGAAGCCGUGCAAGACUACCUGCGGGAGGUUGCCGACAUCGUUCCCCACUGGUACCACAUGGACGAGGCCUUGAUAUUCGGCCCUUCGCCGGAAGAUCCCAAGGUCCCCAACGACGAGGAGUCUCAGGCAAUCUCUGCGUGGCUGCAGGAGUUCCUCACCGACAAGCGGCGACAGCUGGAUUACGGCGAGGAUAUGCAGCGGGCUCGGCACAUUCACUUCCGGACAUCGCCCGGAAAGGGCCGCGAGGAGUACAGGCUCUUCACCCACUUCUACACCUUCGUGGGCUUCAGCGACCCCGUCGCGGCCCGACACCACCGCCGUCUCGUGCGAGACCUCGUCCACUUCCGAGAGUCCCUCUUCUGUGCGGCGGCGACGAUAGUCGGGAGGCUCCGUGCCGCCGGCGGGGGGGACCCCGGGAAUUGGUCCGGGUACUACGGGGAGUGGGGAGGGCUCGGGGGGAAGGAAGGGGGGGUGGGGGGUGGGGAGGUGGCCGGGGUCGGGGGGGGCAGCUACGCGGACGACGGCGGGGGAGAGGUUCGGAAGCGGGCGGGCUUCAGCACGUUCCACAUCCGACGAGGGGACUUCCAGUACGCUAGGAUGAAACCGCCGGCGGAGACGAUCGCCGCGGCGACGAAAGACCUCAUACAGCCGGGGGAGGUGCUGUUCAUCGCCACGGACGAGCGGAAGAAGGAGUUCUUCGAUGUCUUUACGUACGAACACCGAGUGUUCUACCUAGACGACUUCCAGGACGUCCUCGACGGCAUCGACCCGUCCUACUACCUCAUGAUCGACACCAUCGUGGCAUCGCAGGGGAGGACGUUCAUCGGGACGUGGCGCAGCACCUUCACGGGGUACAUCACGAGACUCAGGGGCUACUACCGCUUCCCGACGGAGUUCUCGUGGUACUUUUGGGACGAGAGCGCCAAGGACUACAUCCCCAAGUCGCUCGUUGAGGAUGCUGUUCCGCGAUCACCGUUCUUCAUGAGGGAGUGGCCCGUGGCGUGGGAGGACCUCGACCAGGAUGUGUGGCCAUAGUAGCGGGGACCGCCGCCGUAAGGUUGAACUUUGUCUCUUUUGUCGAUGCUACGGAAUAUACGCUUGGUUCGGCCGAUGCCGCGAUCCGAUGUUUUGCGCCCAGAGAGGGGGCGCUCGCGAAGCUGGAGUACGGGUGCUGCAGCGGUACCCGCAACGGCUUCGGUUCGUGGGAAACCGGCCAAAGGGGCACGCAUGCUGUCGGGGGCCCUUGUGCUGCUCUGGGUGUGGUUGACAUGGAGGCAGAGACGCGGGCGGGCGGGGGGGCGACGGGGCCCGCGUCACUCGUGCUGUUGCUGCCGCUGCUGCCGACGCGCUCCACAUGCUGGGGUUUCGCUGGGCAGUUUCGCCGGAGGCGGUGAGCACCGCAGAGGCAUGUUUGAUAAGGAAGACCUCAUGGCCCAUCGAUUUCAUUUACAAUAGUGCUGAUUAGUGGUGAAAUCCGCGAUACGGCCACGUGGACAACAACACUGCGCGUAAGGGGUGUGUGCUCGAUUCCUGGAAAUCCUUGCUCGGGUCCCGAAAGGCCUGUAGGUGAUUGGUACCUCCUGCAUUUCGAAGCACGUCGAGACAUUUAGACGGGGACGCAACACUACCUUUGGUACCCUGUGUUGUUUGAUUGGAAGAGGGGAUUUGUUGUUCGUUGGCGGCCCCGAUGUAGUCACUGUUUUUUUUAGUCAAUUGUGCUAGUUGUAGCAAUAGUAGUCAUUCCCCCGUGGUACGCGAGGUGUCUUCGGUCGGUGGUAAAACGGUCUACAGGCCGGCCUUGCGCAGACGGGGCUAUCGAUCCGUCCGGGCAGCUAUGGCGGCAGUGGUCGAGGUCAUCGCCCGUGAGGGAGGGGAGAAUUCGCUAGGGCGUGGCACCCGGCGGUGUGCUGCAGCGAGCCCGCGUGCGCCGGACAUAUUCAGCUGACGGUUACCCACUCUGCUGGUUAGUGUGGUGCGAGCGCGCACGGAACUGCGAUGGCGACGGCGGCACCCAUCGUCAUCAACGAUGUGUGUACCAACGCUAAUACUUAAGUGGUUGUUUUUGGCCAGAUGGUGCUUUUUGGUUGUUGCCCUCAGCCAGCCAAGUAGCACCGCCAGAUACCCGUCCUCCAGCUCUUUCUGCUGCUGCAGCAGCAGAAGAUUGAUCGAUCGCGGUUGCUGCUGGGGCGGGGGUUGACCGCGUAAUGCCACGGCUAUCGGGAAGGAACCACGUUGACACAAGGCCAAGGUGCUCUACGUGGAUUACUAACAACCAAUCUAUCAUCGAUAUGGCAUGCAGCUAUAUUUGGAACACCACCUGUGCUGUACUGCAUCUUUUUUUUCGGGGGAUGAACAUGGUGUGUG